AAAGAACGAAAAUUUAAUUUAUACGUAACACACUUUCAUUCUUUUCUGGGCUUAGAGAGAAAAAUCCUUUCUUCUUUUAAUAUUUUCAGAGGUAGAAAUAGAAUCGUUGUCGGCAGAGACCCUUUCUCCCUAGCAGAUCUCUCUACCCCCAACCAAAUAUUAUUCCCUUCUCCUGAAUUUUUUCUUUUCUUUUUUUUUUUCACAAAAGAAAAAAGAAAAAGAAAAAAAGGUUGGAAAUUUACAGCGAGUAGUUGAAAGAAAACAGAUUAGUUUCCCGGAAAAGGAAUGCAAAAAGUGCGUGACGGUUGCAUUGGGUUGUUGAGAUUUUAAUUUCAACUCGUGAAUUUUCCCCACCGAUCUUCCGUCAAAGUUUGCUUCUUUCUGAAUUUGGGUUCUGCCGAACCGAAUGCGGGUGGAUUUCGCAAUGCGGUUGUGAGAUUGGGGGAUUUUCGAUGAAGUUGCGGCGAUGUGGUGUGUGAAAGAGGGAUGGAGGUUAGAUCUGAGGGUGUCCAUGUCCGCUGCGAUAAGCUUCCGUCGCCGAGGAUUGCGUCGUCGCCGGUGAUUCAGUCGCCCAAGCUUCCGGCGCCGGCGAUUGCGAGGACGCGGCUGCAGGUGUGGUUCAUACGGUUGUGCUCAAGCUUGUUUGUUUGGACUUGUUUGGUUCAGUUGGUGGCGGUUGGGGAGUUUUGGAGUCCGCAUUUGUUCUCCAACUUAACCAAUCGGAUAUCCCAAAUUACACAGAUUCCCGCUCAGGGGGUUCUUCUUUCUCCGCCGCCUCUUCCUCCUGCAAGAAAUUAUACAAGUAAUGGGUUUCUUAGAGUUUCAUGCAACGGGGGCUUGAAUCAAAUGCGUGCUGCGAUUUGUGACAUGGUGACUGUUGCUCGGCUUUUAAAUCUCACUUUGGUUGUUCCAGAGCUUGAUAAGACAUCUUUCUGGGCCGAUCCUAGUAAUUUUGAGGAUAUAUUUGAUUUAAGACAUUUCAUUGAUUCACUGAGAGACGAAGUCCGAAUUGUCAGAAGACUGCCAAAAUACUUUAGUAGGAAAUAUGGGUAUAAACCACUCGAGAUGCCUCCUGUUAGUUGGUCAAAUGAAAAAUACUAUCUCGAACAGAUUCUGCCACUUGUUAGCAAGCAUAAGGUGCUGCACUUUAACAGAACAGAUACACGCUUGGCAAACAAUUGGAUACCUCUUGAUCUUCAGAAACUCAGGUGUCGCGUUAAUUUUCAGGCGCUGAAGUUCACUCCAAAGAUUGAGUCUUUGGGUUACAAAUUGGUUCGUAUGCUUCAAGAAAAGGGACCUUUCGUGACUUUGCAUCUAAGGUAUGAGAUGGACAUGCUGGCUUUCUCAGGUUGUACUCAUGGCUGCACAGCUGAAGAAGCCGAGGAGCUCAAACGGUUAAGGUAUGCAUAUCCUUGGUGGAGAGAGAAAGAGAUAGUGUCUGAAGAGAAGAGGUCUCAAGGGCUGUGUCCUCUGACACCAGAGGAAAGUGCAUUAAUUUUGCAAGCAUUGGGUAUUAGCAAAGACACACAGAUCUAUAUUGCAGCUGGUGAGAUUUAUGGCAGGGACAGGAGACUUGCACCGCUAAGAGCUGCGUUUCCCCGAAUUGUUAAGAAGGAAACUCUUCUCGCACCAGAGGAAUUGCAACAAUUUCAGAAUCAUUCAUCUCAAAUGGCUGCUUUGGAUUUUAUGGUUGCGGUAGCCAGUAAUACUUUUGUCCCUACCUAUGAUGGAAACAUGGCGAAGCUUGUUGAAGGUCACCGUAGGUAUCUUGGUUUUAAAAAAAGCAUCUUGCUAGAUCGGAAAAAACUUGUCGAGUUAUUAGACAUGCAUUUAAAUGGGACUCUUUCGUGGAAUGGGUUUGCACUUGCUGUAAGAUCCGUUCAUGAGAGAAGAAUGGGACAGCCAACUCAGCGAACAGUUAUCCCAGAGAAGCCAAAGGAGGAGGACUAUUUUUAUGCAAAUCCUCAGGAGUGCCUCUGCAUGGGAACGAAUUGUGAUGACUUGCUUAGCCGUGGUAACUUAAGUAAACCUAGGUGACUGCAAGUGCAAGCCAUCAAAAGCUGGAAUCAGCUUCCACGGAAUUGUUUUGAGAGUGGUCGACAAUCUAUGUUGCUUUCAUAUUAGUAAGCAUGCAGCAAUGUACACACAGAGAUAAGAGUUUUGUAGGAAACGGCAUAAAGAAUGGACUCAAGUUCCCAAUUUGGGCUUCAACAAAGAUACGUGGUAUUCAUUUGUUUCUGAUCUUCAAA
This is a messenger RNA of Rosa rugosa (rugosa rose), 2249 nucleotides long. RefSeq names its product rhamnogalacturonan I rhamnosyltransferase 1. The record is from RefSeq and is a predicted model, not a curated record. Lineage: Eukaryota; Viridiplantae; Streptophyta; Magnoliopsida; Rosales; Rosaceae. Gene Ontology annotation, cellular component: cytoplasm; chloroplast. The transcript is spliced from 8 exons. Bases 487 to 2037 code for a protein of 516 amino acids.